Molecule: messenger RNA, 749 nt
Organism: Acaulospora morrowiae
Lineage: Eukaryota; Fungi; Glomeromycota; Glomeromycetes; Diversisporales; Acaulosporaceae
Source: the annotation of a GenBank genome assembly
AUGACCGACGGUCAAUGGACUUUUGUAACGAAUUCACGGCAUGGAAACAAUCGUUCUCGUUUGGGCUCGAAACAUAGGGAAAAACCUCGCGGCCAAAGUAAAAACGAACAUAAUAAGCGUGUAAAUACAAGAACAGACAAACAUUCUUCGAACAAACAACAACAGAGUACAUAUUCUUCAAGUCGUCACCCAAAUUAUGGACCAAACCACAACACUUACAGUUUUCCUCCUAAUUUUGAUAUGGCAAAUUCUUUUUCUCCUGAUUCGGAUAUUAGUAGCCCCGACAUUUCAUCAGGAAGCGUUUCUCCAGAUAUAACUUCUUCGGCUCUUGUAUUGCCAUCUUACUAUAUUGAAUUAACGAUAGAGUGCCCUUUCGAAAGCUGCCGAGAUCCAAACAAACCCAAAGUGAUAAUUAACAAUAGUACAUAUCUUGUAGAGCAUUUAAGGGCUAAGCAUAAAGUUCACUUUAAUAAUUUGCAUCAUGUUUAUUUGAUUCUUGAGAAGUACUUGGAAUAUUGGGCGAAACAGCUUACUCAAGGGCCUGCUGUAGAACAACUGAAGACAGAAAUUAGUGGAGAUGAUGACAUACAUAUAAUUGAUCCGGAGAAGCUUCCACAAGAUAAAAAUAUUAGGGAUCAACUUCAGCGUGAAAAAUUGAAUGAAGUUUUACAGAUUCAGGCAGAUGAACGUAACAUCAAUUCAAAGUUACAACGGAAAUGUUUAUUCUGCAAUGUUAUGUGUGAGAAUAG